Diaporthe batatas is the source of this 1380-nucleotide messenger RNA. RefSeq lists its product as uncharacterized. NCBI's taxonomy places the organism in Eukaryota, Fungi, Ascomycota, Sordariomycetes, Diaporthales, Diaporthaceae. The record is from RefSeq and is a predicted model, not a curated record. The coding region runs from base 1 to 1380 and encodes 459 amino acids. The transcript is spliced from 2 exons.
AUGGCACAACGACCGCCACCACAGUCAUACUCGAUGGCAUCCUUCGAGGUGCAACAGUUUUUCCAGAAAGUCUGCCGGGCUGCCAAGAGGCUGCUGGCUGACUACAACCGCCUCCACGACGAGGUCUUUCAUAAAGAAAUGAAAGGGCUGGCCCGGUCCGCGUUCCAUAAAGCUCUUGGAAAGGCCUUCGAACAAUCGGAUACAGUCCCAGUCCAGCCGGACUAUCUCAUAGUGUCGGCAGGGUGUUGGCUGUGGCUAACUGCAUGUGAACAUGUCGGGUUCGACCUGGAUGCAAACGAUUACCCUGAAUGUCCGGAGAAUAUUGGGCUGCCCGACAUGUUCAACAGGGCCGUGCCACCGUCGCCAGAACAUGAGGCGCUCAUUCGAGACCACAGAGCCAAGAUGGCAGCAAAGGCCAAUGAGGCAAGAAUGAGGACCAUGCAGGUUCAGAUGAAGAACAAGCAGCCUGCACAGGCCGGGGGUGAUGAGACUCCCUUGCCUGUACGCCAGGAAAACAUCGCACAUGUUCGUCGUGAAGCUGAACCCCAGGGUAACGUUUCCACUGGCGGGAUGGGGUCAUCACAGAUCAUGCCGACAAGAGCGGAGGUGCUGCCAGCCUGUGUUCCUGCAGAACAGGCUAUUCAGAAGAUCCAAGAAAUCGCGGACAAUAUGAAGGCAGCAAUGAUGGCGGAGACGACGAAUCAGGUGGUUAUGCAGCGGUCACCCAACAACGCUGCGUCAGACCCAGUGGAGAAGUAUUCCAUCAAGGUCGAUGGCCAAGCCACAAAGUUCAUGCAAUACCUGUGGGACUACCAUGGCUUCUCGAGCCGCUAUCUGAGAGAUGAUGGUUACACCUGCACCAGCAGACCCUUUGAGGUGAAGGUCCACCUCAGCAGGGCCACAAUGUUCUUUGGUCACGAGUUCGGUGACAGGAAGAAGGUCCUUGACGCCAUGCGUGUAUUCUCUCCUGUAAGGAUCUAUGCCCAUUGGGAGGAUGACUUCGCCGUCAUCGGUCUGACCACCCAGGAGGGUGAGAAAUGGACGGACCCAAGUGACCGAAUCAACCAUUUUGGGUUUCUCCGCUCACUCACGAUCGCCAUGAAUCAACUGGCAUUCUGGGCGCGCGACAUAAAUAGAGGAGAGCCUAAAAGCUUCGCGGGAUACAUACAAGAUUGGUGCUGCCUUGAAAUUCACCAUCAAAGCGUUCCCGCUGACACCAGCAAGCCUGUCGCCUAUGGUGGCAAGCGCAAAGAGUUGGCCUCGGCAGAUGACACGGAGCUGCAAAGCAACAACGAGGCAGACCGCGCCAACGUGCCCGCCCGGGAAGCUGAAAUCCCUGGCAAUGCUGAGGCGUCCAGAAAGCGGAGAAGGCUGCAAUGA